This is a messenger RNA of Sphenostylis stenocarpa, 381 nucleotides long. The record is from the annotation of a GenBank genome assembly. Lineage: Eukaryota; Viridiplantae; Streptophyta; Magnoliopsida; Fabales; Fabaceae.
AUGGGGGAGGGAAUCAAAAUUUUACUAGCGAAUCUUGACAGUAAAACCUGGAUCUCGUUUCUGAAAACACCUGGCUUCCGAGAAAUCCUUCUAAGUUUGCUUCUUGAAAGGGAUUCAGAGAAGCGGGGUGCUACAGAGGGGGGAAGGGAGAAGAAGACGAAGAAGAAAGAUGAACCACAGAAACUGCAAGCUCAGGAUGAAGUAGAGACAAAAAAUUUAUCGGUGAAUAAGUACCUCUCGCCACUCUUGGCCAUGACGCAAGACACAUCCAAAUUGAUUAGUGUACGACCCAAUCAGAUAACAACACGCGUCCCUCCCCAAGCAGAGAUUGACCGAGUUAUGACACGCUCUUUCGAAUUGAGCGGAAGAAAAAGUGAAUAA